Molecule: messenger RNA, 6076 nt
Organism: Hymenoscyphus albidus
Lineage: Eukaryota; Fungi; Ascomycota; Leotiomycetes; Helotiales; Helotiaceae
Source: the annotation of a GenBank genome assembly
CGACAAUUGGGAUCAUUUCGACACGUUAUCAACAAUGAUGGGCACAUGAUUUUCUGCUUUCUCAGCCAACGGGCUCAUCAGCAGCUAUGUCCGCAGCGUUCUCAUCCACUCCACGGCGUGGCAAUCAGCGGACAUCUCAUUUACGACACAUGAGCAAUGGCAGUUCAGUGAACAGCGCUGGCCCCUCGGAGGCGGGCACGAUUCAACAUGACCCUGAGCCAUUGCGGGCUCCCGUUGAGAAAAAAUGUGUCCUUUGGAUUCAUGGUGACCCGUUUUCGCUACCUGACGUUGUCAUCAACCUUGACUUAUUCCCCGAUGUCGAAGUUGGAGAACUCAUGGCUAUUGUUCCCUUAAAGGCCGACUCACAAGAGAAUGUGUCAACUUCAAAAAUGGACGGAGAUGCUUUGCAUCCCUCGAUACGCCGUGAACAAAGUGUUUCCAAUUCUAACGGCCGGGGUCGAAACAGCAACAAUCGGGAUCCUAAUUUUGGAAAUCACUAUCUAUUCAUUGCCAAAGACAUGCCAAAGGAGAUGAAAGCAAAACAACCGCACAUGGAAGUCUCCGUUGCGAGAAAUAUUGCGGACUCGUUCCAUUUGAAGUCGAGGUCACAGGUUUUGAUUAGGACAGUUCGUAUUACCCCCUCUGAUUUGACAUUGAGAUAGUUAAUUUUCAUAGACCGAUCCUGCUAUUAGUUCUGCGUCUCACGUUGAAUUAUCAUUCAAGGACGAAUAUCUCUCGCGAUCUGAUAUGUGGAGGCUAGCCCUCCAAGAACUCGCCAAUAAGACCGUAUUUAAAAACCAGAAGAUUCUUUUCUUGGGCACGAUAAAAGCUCAGGUGACCGCGAUCUAUAUUGCCGGCCGAAAAGUGCAAUCUGCAUUCUACUCGGCAAAUACAAAGCCAAUUUUUCGAAGCGAGUCGGCUCGAUAUGUCAUUUUCAUUCAAAUGUCUAGAGAGAUGUGGGAUUUUGACUCCGAAGGCUCCGGAGAAAUCAUGUUUAACAAGGUAGUAAACGGAUUUCUACCAGCUCUAUUCAAAAAAUGGGCUUUGCUAAAGGUGAAGCAUCUGGUGAGUAUCGUCAUGUUCACAAGAGUGGAAUACGAUACAGGAAUUGCCUCAGAGUUAGCCACCGCAACCCACGACACUAAUUAUCAUACGGGAACGCAGCCAGAGGGCAAAAAGCAGCCAUAUAAAGAUUUUUAUCGAGUUGUUGUUAGUGAUAUGGCUAGUGGUUCAUGGACUACAAUUUUAUAUCAGUUGAAGCGAGAAUUUAGGUUCUUUCUUCGAGACAUUUCUACGCAUCGUAUCAACCUGAUAAACUCCCUCCCUCCGCUGCCCGGUGCCAAAGAGGACACCAACAAAGUGCUAGGCACACGUAUAGAAGCCAGACCAUCAUUGGCAAUGUAUGGAAACGUGCUGGAGGCGAUAAAUCUAGCAUCCUCUCAAUUCGCACAUGACUACAUUGAUCGAGAUUUGGUUCGGACUGGGAUAUCAAUAGUGGUAGUUACACCGUCCCCAGGCCUCUUCGAGGUCGACUACGAAACAUUGAGAAUGACUACGGAGACUCUGAUUGGAAAUGGUAUUGGCAUUGAUCUUGUUUGUCUGCCAAAAAUGCCGCUUCACUCCGUGCCCCUUUUUCGCUACCGAAACCCUCUAUAUCUCACUUUCCAGGAGUCAUUGCAACAGAAAUCAUUCAGAAGUGAGGACAGCACACCACGUCAAAAUGCACCGAUCUUUGGAAGUAGUUUCUCCUCCAUGAACGAAUCCUUGUCGCCACAUAAAGCAUCACUUCAUGGUGUGCGUACAAGUUCUUUUUCAACCUCGUCUCCCCCGAGCCAAUGGUCCUUCGCGAUACCCCAUUGGAUUGAUGUGUCUUUUUGGACUGGGGCUUCUCAGGAUGUCCAUUCAGGAAUUCCAGCUGCUAAAACUACCAGGAGUCAUCGUAAAAAGGAACGCACUCAAAAGUCGCAAGACUUUGCAAUCCGCUGCAAAAUGUAUGAGAUGGAAAUGGCUAGUGUAAUGGAAAACGUCCUUUCAGAGAUUACGGUUACUCCCUUACAACAUAACACGCUUUUUCCUCAAAUGGUUUUUGGCUCCCGUGAGAUACCUGGAAGUAGAGCCUCUUUACGGGAAUCGCCAUUAGCUCGCGAAAAGAUUUUUGCCAGCUGUAUGGAAUUUGUCAAUGGUCCUGCAAAACCUCUAUAUGAUAGAAGCUCCUCACAGGAAGAGAGAUCGUUCUUUAAAGCAUUAGAUAAGUUUGACGUAUCUAUUUCCGAGGUUUUAGAGGAUGUCACGCCUGAAAUACGAACCCAUGGAGAGGGGAGACGACUAUUCAAACCUGGAAGUGAGGAAGCUAUUGUAAAAACUCUUUCUCAGGACCCCAAGAUAUUUGGAAGCUCAUUCGACGAUAAGAGAAACGUGAAGGGUGUCAUUCCAACGGAGAUCUCUCCUUCAACCAAGAUGAAACAAAAUUCCCAGAACGGAGAGGAUACGGUCAAGCCUUAUAGAGAAAAUUUGAGCAGUACAAUGUGCGUAAAAACUUCUCCUGUCAGGCCUGCGAAAUUUGGUCGACAAAUUAGGCUUGGGAAGUUUGGUUUUGGCAUCGCGGCUCCCAAAGCUGCUGUUGCAGAGAUUCAGACUGAACAUGUUAACGCACCGCGACCAGCAAUAUCUGCGCACAGAGCGUUGGAUCCUAACAAACCCUCCACGGGAAAAAUGGCAAACCACUUGCUUAACACCACUGGCCAAGAAAGACCGGGAUCCUCCAAUAGCAACAAGUCCAAAAUACAACCGGAGACUCCACCAUCAGAAAGAAGUUCAUCUGAAUCUGUUGAAAGCCCAAGAGCUUUGGGUGGUCGAACAACUAGACCCAUGACCAUCAAAAGUGCGCUGCAAUCAUUAGACUCCACCAACCAAUUCAAAUCUCGAUCACUGCUUGGAUCUGUCUACGAAGUACACGAUAAGCAUGUCGAGAGUGACAAUACUGUUACGUUGCAGAACAUCAGGCUCGAUGACGCCCAAAAGGUUUUCAACUCGAAGCUGGUUGCAGGAUCAGUUCUAGAGUUGCCAGCAACCUUGUCUCCAGCUAGAGCUAUGUCUCCAUGGCUGAGUGUACUGAAUCCUUCAAAUCCCAAUACCGAUGACAUCAUUGGAACAAGUCAAUAUCGGCGAUGGCAACAUGUUUUCCCUCGCCCGCUCAACACCAGAACGAUGAAGUGGAAAUCUCUCUGUUCCCCCGCAUCAGUGCCUCUAACGACGGAGUAUUUUCCCACCAGGUACCAGCUCGAUACCGAGUACCAACAAAAGCCUUACAACAUAUAUCCAAACACCGAAGAUGAUCUGAAUGAAGUAGUCAAGUCAAGAAAUGAGUUUCUCCGAGAGCUUGUCAGCCUGCGACUUUCCCAGGGGUUUCAAAUCGUAGUUAGCUCGGCAGUCUCAAAGGCAUUCGGCCAAAAGUCACUCAAGAUUGCUAACCUUUUCGACCCUGGAGACAUCGCGGAGGACGGAGCAAGUGUAUUUAUGUCCAUGGGAAACAUAAUCCAUCAGUUAUCCUGUGUGAAAGAAACCGAGAUUGAGGUUAAUAUGUUUGUGCGCAAGCCAGCCGCUUCUACCACCUCUAAUUCUGCUGUCGCUGUUCCAUUCUCAUACAAGCCUGCCAUUCGGACCACUUUGGCAGACAAUUAUUACUCUCGUGAUAUGGUUCUCGGAAACCCCAGAGAUGAAUGCAAAUGGAACCAAGUAGAUGCAUUCAUUGCAGGAUUCGAUGACGAGAUGUCGGAGAACUUACGAUUUUGGCGAGCCCGCUUCGUGCUCAUACCUGUCGAGAGGCCUGGCCAAUUGAAUCGGCAGGGCGAGGAUAACGAGGAAGAAAUUCGUUUAGAAGGUAUCAAAAAGCUUACUCAGACUUGGCAGCGACACAGGAUCGUAAGUGCCUCGGAGCGAAGGUACCAAAGUCUCGCAGACCAAAAAACCAAAGAUCAAAACCCGCUCGAUAUUGUUUAUAAGACUGAAGAUCCGUCAAUCGUUGUGACUGCAGAGCUGGAAACUCUUCCGCUUCUUGAGACCGGUGAUGUGGGCAUUCGACGAGGUCAAUUACUUGAACACGAAUGGUUCCGUAAGUCCAAGCUCGAUAUAGGUGCGUUGGCGGAAGCGAUUCAAGCACCAGUUGAGCGUGGGGGUGUGCGGAUGCAGAAUCGAAGAUGGCAUUUUCGCCUUCAUUACAACUGUUUCAUCGGAUCUGACAUGACGACCUGGUUGAUUGAGAACUUCGAAGACAUCAGCACUAGAGAAGAAGCAGUCGAGCUAGGUAACAUGCUCAUGUCAAAGGAUGAAUUGCAGCGCAUAAGGGAACGAGAAGCAAGUAAAGAUGGAGAGAAGAAUAAGGAUAGAUAUAUGGGAAUCUUCGUCCAUGUCGAGAAGCGACAUCCAUUCAGAGAUGGGCAAUACUUUUACCAAGUCACAGGAGAGUUUGCAAAACAACGCCCAGAGAGCCGCAGUGGUUGGUUUGGGUCACGCCGACGUGAUAUUUCUAUACCUUCUACGCCCAUGUCGGAAACCAUGUCAAGAGAAUCUCCUCGACCUGAAAGAUCGAUAUCUAGUUCUCAUCACGACGAAAAAUCCUCGGAUUCUGGCACAACUACUCCUACGACAGCUGGUGGGAAGAAACCGAAGGUUGCACUGAGCAAAGUGAUGAAGUACGAUGUUGAUCCGCGUGGGAGAUCUUACCGACCUGAAAGAAUCAACCUCCAUUAUGACAGGCUUCAUAACCCCGACAAUUGCUAUCAUAUUAGAAUUGAUUGGAUGGCUGUUACUGCCAAACUGAUUGAAGACGCAAUAGAGUCCUGGGCACGCACUGCCGAAGCUUAUGGCCUUCGACUUGUGGAGGCACCAAUUGGUGAAGCCUGCAACAUCACGUCCAUGCACCCUUUCCGGAGUCCUUAUGUUGUCGAGCUCAUCGUGCAACCGCCAGAUCAGCAACCAAGGACAUAUUUCGAUGUACACUCUUUCGCGCCCCACAUCCACGGAAGUCCUGCAAGUCGUCACUAUUAUCAGAAAGCCAUUCUGAAGAAGUUCAACUUCGUUCUAGAUGUUGAAGCAGCCAGGAAUUUCCCAAGUAAUGUGGACGUUACUUAUUCUUGGGGCCGACCUGACUUCAAGUACACACAAUACAUUCAUCGAUCAGGUGUUGUACUUGCACAGAUAACCGACAAGGGCGACUUUCUACUUCUCGCAAACCGAUUAUUCAACAAUCGAGUAUCUUCGGCAUCAAGAGAGCUAGAUAGGUACGUCAAGACUGAACAUGUUCGCAAUCACCGCAUACCAUCGGGCUUGUACGGCCAUUGGAUCAAGCCGACCUCUCCGCCCAAUUCUCCCUCGGUUCGCGCUCAGGCUUCUACCAACCAUCAAAACUCUCCCAACUUGCGUCCGACUUCCGACGUGUUGGCUUCUAGCCAUCCUGGCUCCAAGGCCAAUCAUUCCAGCACGCCGGAAUCCAUCAAGGAUGAACUCGAGACGUUUUGUCGUAGUGCACCGAUGCUUGAGGCUUUCUACAGGGAGGUACUGGAGAGAUCUACGCCGCCUAGCGCGACGCCACCGACUCUGAGAAGUCCGUAUGCUGGGGGCUUACUGGAUUCCAAUAUUCCAAUUCUCGGUCUGCCGCCGGGGGUUCUGGGCGCGAGGGAUUCGAGUCCUAGUCCUAUGAGACUUACGAGCUUGUCGAUGGGGGCACGGAGACAGAGUGUGCAGACUGGGUUUAGUGGUGAGAGUGCGAGACAGGAUAGUCCGAGGGAAAGUAUUGAGAGUGAUAAGGGUGCUUGAAAGGGGGUUUGUUGAUAGUGUGAGAUUUUGGGUUGUAGGAUGUAAAUAUUGGGCUAUACCCCGAGUGGAGAUUCUUUUGGCAAGGAGUAUGGGGUUGAGGUUUGGGGUUUUACGGCAUGGAGAAUGUGAGAAUGGGAUACUAGAGUGUUCUAACUUUCAGAGUUCAUGAAUCGCUCUUUUUUGUUGUCUUCUCGGGUGAUGUUUUACUACGGUAUCUUCUUGAACAGAUCCCUGAGGUUAGUGAAUGGAUUUUUCUACAGAU